This is a messenger RNA of Lasiosphaeria miniovina, 1241 nucleotides long. RefSeq lists its product as uncharacterized. NCBI's taxonomy places the organism in Eukaryota, Fungi, Ascomycota, Sordariomycetes, Sordariales, Lasiosphaeriaceae. The transcript has 2 exons. The record is from RefSeq and is a predicted model, not a curated record. The coding region runs from base 309 to 803 and encodes 164 amino acids.
GAUUUGUAAUCCGAAUGGCCCAACCGUGCCGAUGACUGUCGAUGAGAUGUAAUAGUCUGGUAUAUCCCUAGCGCCAUAAUGCUGUAAUAACGCCAUCCGAAACGCCCGACCGAUCCCAAAAACAAACCCUGCACAGACCCGAAAGACGACCCAGGCCGCCGUACUACACCCAUCUGGCAUGCCAGCCAGCCGCGUAACAACGCAAUUGUGACCCGCGGCCAAAACUCAAAAAACCCAGGCCCGAGACAAUAGACCAUGCUGAUGCUAGAGAAGAGACCAAGAAACAUGCCAGCCCAAGCGCAACAAGAAUGCUGUGCGCGUCAUGUGUGUCUCGCGCCAACCAAUGCCCGUCGAAAAUGCUCAGGAAAAGACGUGCCCCAAACGCGGCAACUCAACUCGGCGACUCAACAGCCAAGUUUCCCCCCACAAGCCGUGCCCUACAGUUCCUCGUCUAUCAUAUCAUCAUCAUCGUCCUCGUCCUCGUACCAGCGGCACACCUGCUCGACAGCCACGUGGCCAGGCCCAUACCCAGAGCCAGUGCGCAUGAACGAAGUCUCUUAGUUGAACGGGGCAGGAACCGACGGCCCAGCAACGCCAAACCCAGCCACGCUGCUGCCGGCUGCGCUGUGCCAGGGGGGAUCUGCAAGGCCUGCGUGGUCUGCGUGGUCUGCGUGGCCUGCGUGGUCUGCGUGGUGCACGCCAGGUCGAAUUCGGCGACGGGGUCCUGGCCAGCGACGGCGAGAUCCUCGCGAUGGCGGCGGGAGAGGGGGCUGCCGCGGGAGCGCUCCGAUGCGCAGUGUUGACAGCGGCGCUUGAUGCUCAGCUAGCGCCGCAAGCCUGGUUUUGUCAAGGGAGACGGUUAGUUUAGUUAACCAUCAGGAUUCGAGGGAGGGAGGUUCCGUCUGUACAGGGUUAAAGAGUAACUAGUGGAAAGUGGCUGGGAACUGUACUCACGCUCGGCUUGCCACGCAGCCCGAGAUCUCGUGAUGUCCCGCGGGUGGCGGGCAUGUCUGCGCCCGCGGACCGGGACUCUGCGGCCGAUGGGUGAGGGCAGGCGAAAAGAGGGGAUGGCGUCGUCGUCAGCGGCGGCGGGGGCUGCGCUCCCCCUGCGAAGAGGGGCGGCCAGAAGAAGAGGCGUCCUCCAUUGCGGAAGCUGGAAGGCGGUGUGCUGGUAUCUAGCCCGGGCAGUUUCAGUUAGCAGAGUAGGCCGAUAAUUGGCAAACAUGAAUGCUAAAUUAAAC